Molecule: messenger RNA, 584 nt
Organism: Coffea arabica (coffee)
Lineage: Eukaryota; Viridiplantae; Streptophyta; Magnoliopsida; Gentianales; Rubiaceae
Source: RefSeq, a predicted model, not a curated record
AUAAGGCGUGCAAAGAUGAGUCAGGAAAAUAAGCGUUCAAAUUUUGAAGAGCCAGCAAUGCGCAUUACUCGUGCACGGGCUAAGGCCUUAGGCCAAUCUGGAGGACUGCCGCCACUUUACCCUUCUUCCAAACCUAAUGAUAAACGAGUCCUUCGUCCAAACUUCAAAAGAACUGCACCUGAUGAAAACAAACCUGUUACUACUGCUGCUGCUUCUUGUCAUCAACAUAAGAAAAGGGCUGUACUUAAUGAUGUAACUAAUAUAAUCUGCAAAAAUUCUUACAGAAGGUGCAUCAGUUCACCCAAGCUACAGGAGAAAAAGCACUCUAUCAAGAGAAAUGCAAAGGUGGUACCUGCUGCUCGUGGAGAAAAACCUGAGAAUAAAGAGGAGAAGAUUGAGAACAUAACUUGCGAAAUGAAAAUAAAGGCAGAGGAAAAAAUUAACCUGUCAGAAAAUAUCAGAGUGUGCAUGGGUAUUAAAUCAAAUGAAGCCAUCGGCAUAAGAGGCUGUCUUGUAGCAAAUCUUGCCACCUAUAAAGCAGAACCACAGCAAGGAUGAUGAGCCCCAGAAUCAGCCAAAGAGAG